CUAGGUAGAUUGCAUGAUAAAAUCGCAUAAUUUUUUGUGUUAAGAUGAUGGGCGAACGAGACGCACGAUGUCUUUAAUAUUGUUUGUUUAAACAAACCGAGUCCUACCGAGCAGAGUUAUGCGGCGUAAACAGCCGACAGUCGCACGCGCUGCUGUGGUGUAAUGUUUAACCCUUUUGUGCGCACUUUUUCCUUUUCGUUUGCGUUCUAGGUUGAAAAACACACAUCACUUCAAGGGUUUGUGUAAUGUAUAACGAAACUGAAAAACUCAGUUCAGUUCAGGCUCUAUUACGAAACUCGAAUCAAGAACUCGAUCGUUCGAGUGAACACAGUAAGAGAGAAAGCAGAAUACAGCAACAGAGAAGGCAAAAAGAGAAAGCUAUAGCAAAAUGAACUCAAAUGACCGUUCGACUUUCGUAAUAGGGCCCCUGUCUUUUUCUUGAAGGAUUUGUAAACAUUGCUCUUUCCUCCGGGAUACGAAAAUGUCGUGUGUUCUUUUCGGACGUGUGCUUACUUCUCGCAUGAGAAGCGUAAGAAUGUGUAGUGAUCUUCAAAAAGUGUCGAACGAUCCCAAGCGCUCCAUGUUUUAUAUUAACCUUGGAGGCGAUAGCGUGGCGUAUCUUCAGUACGCGAUAGACUCAAAACAAAAUGUUAUCACCUUCCAUCAUACCUUCGUUCCGGACGCUGGAAAGGGGAAAGGUGUUGGCAAGCAGCUUACACAGGCUGCGUUUGAAUAUGCCAUCGCACAGCGGAUGAACAUCAAAUUAGAAUGUGACUUUACAGUGAAAUAUUUUAAAGAUAAUGAAGCAAAUUAUUCAGCAUAUGUACUGAAGUAGACCACAGCAAGAUACCAUGAAAUCGUUUGCAUGGCUAUAUGUACUAGGUAACCGCCGUAUGCAUUUAUUGUAAUUUAAUUUCAAAUAAACUACAAUAUUUGAAAGGUCAGUGGCAAAAUUAAGAAUUGAUCUCAGAAUUCAGAACACGUGCUGUGUCAACAACAGGACGUUUUGGAAUACAAAAUUAAUAAUUGUAUAUUUAUAGGAUGCCCUAGGAUGUCUU
Molecule: messenger RNA, 1058 nt
Organism: Anopheles bellator
Lineage: Eukaryota; Metazoa; Arthropoda; Insecta; Diptera; Culicidae
Product: protein NATD1-like
Exons: 2
Coding region: 482-835 (117 amino acids)
Source: RefSeq, a predicted model, not a curated record